Molecule: messenger RNA, 5196 nt
Organism: Delphinapterus leucas (beluga whale)
Lineage: Eukaryota; Metazoa; Chordata; Mammalia; Artiodactyla; Monodontidae
Source: RefSeq, a predicted model, not a curated record
GCCGCGGCUCCGACUUCCAACAUGGCGCACGCUGGCGGCGGCGGCGGCGGCGGCGGCGGCGGCCCCGCGGGCCGGGGGCUGAGUGGCGCCCGCUGGGGUCGCUCGGGCUCUGCGGGCCACGAGAAGCUGCCGGUGCACGUGGAGGACGCCCUCACCUACCUGGACCAGGUGAAGAUCCGCUUCGGCAGCGACCCUGCCACUUACAAUGGCUUCCUGGAGAUCAUGAAGGAGUUCAAAAGCCAGAGCAUCGAUACUCCUGGAGUCAUCCGACGAGUGUCACAGCUCUUCCACGAACACCCUGACCUGAUUGUUGGAUUCAACGCUUUCCUUCCUCUCGGGUACAGAAUAGACAUUCCCAAGAACGGCAAGUUAAACAUACAGUCGCCUCUGUCGAGCCAGGAGAAUUCGCACAACCACAGCGACUGUACAGAGAACGUCAAGCAGCAGGUGCUAUAUAAGGAGGACAAACCGCAGGUGCCCUUGGAGUCAGAUUCCGUGGAAUUCAACAACGCCAUCAGCUAUGUGAACAAGAUUAAGACCCGCUUUCUAGAUCACCCAGAAAUCUACAGGUCAUUCCUGGAGAUACUGCACACUUACCAGAAGGAGCAGCUGAGCACGAAGGGCCGUCCGUUCCGAGGCAUGUCUGAAGAGGAGGUGUUCACCGAGGUGGCCAACCUCUUCCGCGGCCAGGAGGACCUGCUCUCCGAGUUUGGACAGUUCCUGCCCGAAGCCAAGCGGUCCCUGUUCACAGGAAAUGGGCCAUGCGAAAUGAACAGUGUCCAAAAGAGCGAGCACGAGAAGAAUCUGGAACACAGCAAAAAGCGCUCUCGGCCCUCACUCCUCCGUCCCGUGUCAGCACCAGCCAAGAAGAAAAUGAAACUCCGUGGUACCAAAGACCUGUCCAUCGCCACCGUGGGGAAGUACGGGACUCUGCAGGAGUUCUCCUUCUUUGACAAGGUGCGCAGGGUGCUGAAGAGCCAGGAGGUCUACGAGAACUUCCUCCGCUGCAUCGCGCUCUUCAACCAGGAGCUUGUGUCCGGCUCUGAGCUCCUCCAGCUGGUCAGCCCAUUUCUAGGGAAAUUUCCAGAACUCUUUGCACAGUUCAAGUCCUUCUUGGGGGUGAAAGAGCUGUCCUUCGCCCCACCCAUGAGUGACAGAUCCGGGGAUGGAAUAAGCCGGGAAAUCGACUACGCCUCAUGCAAGCGCAUCGGAUCCAGCUACCGGGCGCUCCCCAAAACCUACCAGCAGCCCAAGUGCAGCGGGAGGACGGCCAUCUGCAAGGAGGUACUGAACGACACCUGGGUGUCCUUCCCCUCCUGGUCAGAGGACUCCACCUUCGUCAGCUCCAAGAAGACACCCUACGAGGAGCAGCUGCACCGCUGUGAGGACGAGCGUUUCGAGUUAGACGUUGUCCUGGAGACCAACCUGGCCACGAUCCGGGUGUUGGAAAGCGUGCAGAAGAAGCUCUCCCGGAUGGCGCCGGAAGACCAGGAGAAGUUCCGGCUGGACGACUGUCUGGGGGGCACGUCGGAGGUGAUCCAGCGCCGCGCCAUCCACCGCAUUUAUGGCGACAAGGCUCCGGAGAUCAUUGAGAGCCUCAAGAAGAACCCUGUCACCGCUGUCCCCGUCGUCCUGAAAAGGCUGAAGGCCAAAGAGGAGGAGUGGCGGGAGGCCCAGCAGGGCUUCAACAAGAUCUGGCGGGAGCAGUAUGAGAAGGCGUACCUCAAGUCCCUGGACCACCAGGCCGUGAACUUCAAGCAGAAUGACACCAAGGCCCUUCGCUCCAAGAGCUUGCUCAAUGAGAUUGAGAGUGUCUAUGACGAGCACCAGGAGCAGCACUCGGAGGGCCGCAGCGCCCCCUCCAGCGAGCCGCACCUCAUCUUCGUAUACGAGGACCGGCAGAUCCUGGAGGACGCGGCCGCCCUCAUCAGCUACUACGUGAAGCGGCAGCCGGCCAUCCAGAAGGAGGACCAGGGCACCAUCCACCAGCUGGUGCACCAGUUCGUGCCCAGCCUCUUCUUCUCCCAGCAGCUGGACCUGGGCGCGUCCGAGGACUCCGCCGAUGAGGGCCGGGGGAGCCCCCAGGGGCAGAGUGCAGACCCUGGUGACCGGAAGAAGCCAGCGCCCGGACCGCAGAGCAGCGCCCCGGAGGAGAAGGGGGCCUCGGGCGAGGCGCCGGCCACAGAGCAGCGGCCGCCGCAGCACAAGCCCCUGGACGACGUCUACAGCCUCUUCUUCGCCAACAACAACUGGUACUUCUUCCUGCGCCUCCAUCAGACCCUGUGCUCCAGGCUUCUGAAGAUCUACCGCCAGGCACAGAAGCAGCUCCUGGAGUACCGGACGGAGAAGGAAAGGGAGAAACUGCUCUGCGAGGGCCGCCGGGAGAAGGGCAACGACCCCGCCAUGGAGCUGCGGCUGAAGCAGCCAAGUGAGGUGGAGCUGGAGGAAUACUACCCGGCCUUCCUGGACAUGGUGCGGAGCCUGCUGGAGGGCAGCAUCGACCCCACGCAGUACGAGGACACCCUGCGCGAGAUGUUCACUAUCCACGCCUACGUGGGCUUCACCAUGGACAAGCUGGUGCAGAGCAUCGCCCGGCAGCUGCACCACCUCGUGAGCGACGAUGUCUGUCUGAAGGUGGUGGAGCUCUACCUGAACGAGAAGAAGCGGGGUGCUGCCGGCGGGAACCUGUCCUCCCGCUGUGUCCGCGCCGCCAGGGAGACCAGCUAUCAGUGGAAGGCCGAGCGGUGCAUGGCUGACGAGAACUGCUUUAAGGUGAUGUUCCUCCAGCGCAAAGGGCAGGUGAUCAUGACCAUUGAGCUCCUGGACACCGAGGAAGCCCAGACAGAGGACCCACUAGAGGUGCAGCACCUGGCUCGGUACGUGGAGCAGUACGUGGGGACCGAGGGUGCGUCCAGCUCGCCCACCGAGGGCUUCCUCCUGAAGCCUGUGUUCCUGCAGAGGAACCUCAAGAAGUUCCGCAGGUGGCAGUGUGAGCAGGUGCGCGCGCUGCGGGGUGAGGCCAAGAGCUCCUGGAAGCGGCUGGUCGGGGUAGAGAGCGCCUGCAACGUGGACUGCCGCUUCAAACUCAGCACCCACAAGAUGAUGUUCAUCGUGAACUCCGAGGACUACAUGUACCGCCGUGGGACGCUCGGCCGGGCCAAGCAGGUGCCCCUCCCUGCCCACGUCCCGGGAACCUGGGGGCCAGCCCACAGCUGUCUGGGGUGCCUGGGCCAUCCUGAUUCUUCUCUCCCCCGCCCCCUGCAGGUGCAGCCCCUGGUCCUGCUGCGCCACCACCAGCACUUCGAGGAGUGGCACAGCCGCUGGCUGGAGGACAACGUGCCGGUGGAGGCAGCCAGCCUGGUGCAGGACUGGCUGAUGGGCGAGGAGGACGAGGACAUGGUGCCCUGCAAGACGCUCUGCGAGACGGCUCAUGUGCACGGGCUGCCGGUGACCCGCUACCGAGUGCAGUACAACCGCCGCCCGGCCUCGCCCUGACGCUGCCACGCGGGCACCACGACCCGCACUUAGUGCAGUUGCUUCCUCGGCCUGUGUGUCCAUCGGGCGUUUUCAUGAACAGUGUGAGGGGAGCAGAGCGUCCCCCAGCCUUGCUGCUAUGGGCUGUGAGCUCCAGAGAAGGGCGGGUUGUGUCGGCUCUCGGCCCCACGCUGCCAUCCCUCUUGGCUUCCCCGCUUCCUUUGGGCCCGUCCUGUGCCAGAAGUAAAGCACUCCCCGCACUUGCACUCUAGGGGCUCAGUCCCCACUGGGAGGGGGAGAAGCAGUGCACCGCUCAAGGCACAAGUGAGUGCGUUCACAUGCCUGCUGGGCUACUCCCGUCACACAUGCCAAAUCCCCAGGCUUGGGCACCGCUGGUCCUUUCCUGCGUAUGGUGAAAGUGGGUGGAGAGCCGCGCAAGGGCUCACGUUCAGGAGGGGUCAGCGUUUGAGGGUCCCUGACGUCGGAGGAGUCGGGCCCAGGUGGACCUGCUUGAAAAGCAUGUCCUUCCCAGGCUUCUAGAAACAUUUCCCAAGCUGGGCAACAGCCUGCAUCUGACAGUUCGGGCAUCAGCUUGGCCCAGCGGGUGCCUGCCUGGGGUCCUCGGUCACUUCGAAAGUGAGAAGAGCCCUUUCAGCCAGACUGUUGGGAUCCUGCUUUGACAUCCAGACAGAGUGGGCAGGCGGCACCAGAACUGGCCAGAAGACCCUGCUCUGGAAAAAAAGAGACUCAAACCCCAUGUUGAUCCGACAGCUGGACUCUGGGCACGUGAGGGGAGGGGGCCUGGCCUGCCGCACCCGCUGAGCUCGAGUGGUCCCACCCUGGGAGGGCCCUGGGGUGCGGUUGUGUACCUAAGAUGGACGUUCUAGAAGUAUAUAUAUGCACACAUAUUUAUUCCUUUAUGCUCUCUUAGUGGUUGUAAGUUCUACAACGGCCAAGUCCCACGGCCCCUCUGGGGGUGACAGCCCUCUUCGUGGACUUCUGCAUACCCACCCCAACGCCUCCAUUCCGGCAGCCACCCCCCGGGGCGGGUAUGGUGUGAGGGGCAAAAGCUUCUUCUGUGCCAAGAAUGCCAAGCAGUUCGGGCUAGGAACCAGCUUUUUGAACUUCCUGCACCAUGAGAAGCUCUGGCCGGGCCCCUGACACCAUCAGCGAGUGGGCUCCACUGACCCGUGGGCCUGGAAGAACCCCCGUGCAGCUGCCUCUGCCAGCCGCAGCCCUUGCCUUCCUGCAGCUGAGCUGUGCCAAACACCCAAGGUUCCGGGAAUUGGAGACGUGUUUCUAGAAGUUUACCUGUGGAACUCGAGGUUUGCAAAGCCUGUGACUCCAGGCCUGGGCGAUUCCGAGGCCAACCUGUCCCACCUGGGUGUCUCCUCACCCGUGUUUUCUCACGUGUAAUCCAUGCACUUUGUACGCAUCCUUGUUUUAUAAGAAGGAAACUUAUCAGAAUUCCUGAACCAGACCCUCCCGGCAGCCGUCCUCCUCGGGAGCCCGCAGCCCCUCCUGUGCCUCUGCCUGGGCCUGGGGUGCGGGCCAUACCCCACCAAGCCCCCCAUCCUGCAUGCUUCUAGGGAGCAUCUCUUCUGUUUUUGAAGAAUUUCUGUUCUGGGGCUUGUACUUCCUUUGCAGCUGUUUUGAAUGUAGUUUUCCUUUUCUAUUUAUUUGCACAUUAAAGCUAAAAAUUAAAUAUUGAUCUAAAGCUGU